CGUUAGGAAUGCGAUCCAACAAAUAAGGUUGCUGAAAGAGACACUGUUAGUUUUAGACGGCAGGUUAGUUUUAAAUUAAGUGAUGGAAGGCAGCAGCAUAAAAGCAUUGGCUAGUCUUCUUCUAGGACUUGUAGUUGGAUUCUCUCUGGCUUCCAAAUGUAUUAUGCCCAGGUCCAGAGAGAUGCACAAAACCGUUCGUAGGACUAGCGGCGGUCAUUGCGUCUUUGACAAAGAGGAAAGGACCCAAAAGGACAUCAGCGGUGGACUACUCUUGCAACCGCAGGAUAAGGAAUUGCUGACCGCUGUGAAUAAUGUCCCGAGGACCAGUAACUUUAUAUUCAUCGGAGUUAUGACCGCGCAAAAAUACCUUAAAAACCGAGCCACAGCAGCUCAUAGGACCUGGGCGCAAACUGUCCCAGGCCGGGUGCAGUUCUUCUCCAGUGAGGGUUCAGACACCUCUCUCCCCCUCCCCGUGGUGCCGCUUAAGAAUGUGGACGACUCCUACCCACCACAGAAGAAGUCUUUUAUGAUGCUUAAGUACAUGCAUGACCAUUACCUGGACCAAUAUGAGUGGUUCAUGCGGGUGGACGAUGAUAUCUACAUCCAGACCGAGCGUCUGGAGAGCUUCUUGCGCAGCCUGAAUAGCAGCAGGGCCGUUCUGCUUGGUCAGACCGGCACAGGAGCUCAAAACGAGCUGGGCACCCUGGCGCUGGAGCCCGGAGAGAACUUCUGCAUGGGGGGCCCUGGGGUGGUGAUGAGCCGGGAAGUGCUCCGUCAAAUGGCCCCCCACAUCGGCCAGUGCCUGCGGGAGAUGCAUACCCACCAUGAGGAUGUGGAGCUAGGCCGCUGCGUCCGCAGGUUUGCAGGUGUGCAAUGUGUUUGGUCCUAUGAGAUGCAGCAGCUGUUUUAUCAGAACUACGAACCUGGCAAUAAAGGGUUCAUCCAGGACCUGAGCAACAGUAAACUCUACAAUGCCAUCACCCUCCACCCGAACAAGAGCCCGCCACACCAGUACCGUCUGCAUAGCUAUAUGCUGGGCCGCAAGAUCAGUGAGCUGCACCACCGCACCAUCCGGCUGCACCGCGAGAUCCUCCGGAUGAGCAACCUCACCAACGCUGAGCCAUGCAGAGAGGACCUGCAGCCGGGUGCUACCGCCUGCUUCAAGGACCUCCGGCCGAGGCAACGGCAGGAUGUCCGAGAGUGGGAUUUCUUUACUGGCGCACACCUAUACCCCUCCGCCGAUUGGUACCAGCCACGCCGUGCCCUCUGCGGCCCUCUGAAGGCGGCGCUCGAUGACAUCAUCCUGCAGGUGAUGGAGACGCUCAAUGCCAAUGGCAAGGCUAGGGACUACGUUGUUGAUUUCAAGCGGAUCCUUUACGGUUAUCACCGGGUGGAGGCACCACAUGGGGCAGAGUACAUCCUGGACCUUCUGCUGUUGUAUCGGAGGCUGAAGGGGGCAAGCGUACCAGUGCAUGUGAGGAGACACGCCUACCUGCUGCAGGCCUUCAGUCGGACUCUCUUUCGGGAGGAGAGCAACAUAAAGUUCACACAGCUGGAAGACAAGACCGACCAGGUCUCUGGCCCCAUCACGUAUGUCCACAAAUCCCUUGGGCGGCUCUCUCCAUUCCGGUUGGGUGACUCCAGCUCGGACUUCAGACAUGGUCUGGCGACAGUCAACAUCCUGGUUCCGCUCUCGGGAAGGUAUGAGGUCUUCGUUCGCUUUAUGGACAACUUUGAGAAGGUGUGCCUUGCCUCCAAGCAGCCUGUGAAGCUGCUGGUGCUGUUAUUCAGUGCAGAGAACGAUGUUGAGAGUGAGAGAGGUGGAGCAGAGUGUUUCAGAUAUACAGAGCUGGUGUCAGAGUACCACAGGAAGUAUCCUUGGGCAGACAUUGCUGUCCAGCCUGUGGCUGGCCCCUUUUCCCGGGGACGGGCCCUACAUGUAGGCUCCUCUCACUUCUCCAACAACUCUCUGCUUUUCUUCUGUGAUGUGGACUUACUGUUUAGGGCUGAUUUCCUGAAGAGGUGUAGACAUAAUGCAAUACUCGGGGAGCAGGCAUACUUCCCUGUCAUUUUCAGCCAGUUUGACCCCAAGGUCGUCGAUAGAGGUAGAGCCAGGGACAACCAGUAUGUGUUCACCACCAAAACAGGGCUGUGGAGACACCACGGCUUUGGCAUAGUCUGUGUGUACAAAGUAGACCUUGUGCGAGCAGGAGGCUUUGACAUUUCCAUACAAGGGUGGGGCCUUGAGGAUGUGGAUCUUUUUAACAAAUUAAUCCGAUCAGGGACACGAGUGUUCAGGAGUGCUGACCCUGGGAUUGUGCAUAUGCACCACCCUGUAGUGUGUGAUCCACAGCUGGAUGCCGAACGCUAUAAAAUGUGCUUGGGCUCCAGAGCCUCCUCCUAUGCAGACACCCUCCACCUGGCACAGCUGUGGCUGGAGAAGAAUCAGCAGGACUUCCACUGGACCAAUAUCACACAGACACAUGUUGACUAAUUAAUUUAUUAUUCAGUGAAAAAAGAA
Conger conger (European conger) is the source of this 2521-nucleotide messenger RNA. RefSeq names its product chondroitin sulfate synthase 1-like. Gene Ontology annotation, molecular function: glucuronosyl-N-acetylgalactosaminyl-proteoglycan 4-beta-N-acetylgalactosaminyltransferase activity. Lineage: Eukaryota; Metazoa; Chordata; Actinopteri; Anguilliformes; Congridae. Gene Ontology annotation, cellular component: Golgi cisterna membrane. The transcript is spliced from 3 exons. Bases 83 to 2494 code for a protein of 803 amino acids. The record is from RefSeq and is a predicted model, not a curated record.